Molecule: messenger RNA, 564 nt
Organism: Fusarium mangiferae
Lineage: Eukaryota; Fungi; Ascomycota; Sordariomycetes; Hypocreales; Nectriaceae
Exons: 3
Coding region: 1-564 (187 amino acids)
Source: RefSeq, a predicted model, not a curated record
AUGAGCAAAAAAACGAUCACAAGGAGACAUAGCUACGGUCCCUUAAAAAGAAAAGCAGGAAGUCACGAUAAGCUGCCACAGAUGGUAGACUAUACAAAUCAUCCAACUCUGGCUAAAAGGGCUACAGAGUCCGAGGGAGUUAAAGAUGGUGGAAAUCUUCAACGAAGCUCGGAGCUUACCCAGGGAAUGCUUAAGAUUUUGAAUGACAGAUACGCUGAUCCUGGAAAGAUUGGAGCCAAAACUUUGGUAGAUUGGUUUAUGACCAGGGGUGGCAAGGAGCCAAGACGCAAGUACCAGGCUGAAGUGGUCAACAAUUUCUGUCACUCAAACGAGCUUCAAGAACUCCGGUCUAACAGCUCCAAUAUCUCAUCCAGAAAGUCAUGUCUCAUUGAUGAUAGAACGGUCAACGGUACCACACCGACCAGCAAUGGCAACCGGAAGCCACUGACCUCCCACGGGAUGUAUGUUAGACUUGUGGAAAAGAGAUUCCACGAGCCGCCGUCUAACGGGGGCAUCAAAAAGCCCAACACAGACCAUAGACUGCUUCAUUACGAACCCAGAUAG